UCUUUCUUUCUCUCGCUUUCCUCUCUCUCUCUCUCUCUUCGUACCAACCCCACCACCACCAUCACCUCCACCACCCGACGCUUCGAGAGAUUCGGAAUAGAGGUAGAGAAAUCAGAAGCACAGUUCGUGAGGGUUCUUGUUUUUAUAAUAGAUAGAUGGGUUCGCCGGCUGGUUCAGGGAACAGCUACGAUUACUCUUUCAAGAUACUGUUGAUCGGCGACUCUGGGGUGGGGAAGAGCAGUCUGCUUGUCAGCUUCAUCUCCAACCAUGCCGACGAUCUUGCCCCGACAAUCGGAGUGGAUUUUAAGAUUAAACAUCUUACAGUUGGUGGGAAGAAGCUGAAGCUCACAAUAUGGGACACUGCUGGGCAGGAGAGAUUUAGGACGCUAACUAGUUCUUAUUAUAGAGGUUCUCAAGGAAUCAUUCUAGUUUAUGAUGUGACACGGCGAGAAACUUUUACAAAUUUAGCUGAUGUAUGGGCCAAGGAAGUGGACUUAUACUCCACUAAUCAAGACUGCAUCAAAAUGCUUGUUGGAAAUAAAGUUGACAAGGAAACUGAGAGGAUGGUGACAAGAGAAGAGGGCAUUGCUUUUGCACAAGAAUAUGGAUGUUUGUUUCUUGAAUGCAGUGCAAUAACACGAGCAAAUGUGGAAAAAUGUUUCGAAGAACUUGCACUAAAGAUUCUGGAGGUUCCUAGUCUAUUGGAAGAAGGAUCUGCAGCUGUGAAGAGGAAUAUUUUGAAACAGAAACAGGAAUACCAUGCAAGCCCAGGUGGGGGCUGUUGCUCGUAAAUCAUGACAAAUGGUCCCAGACUGACCCGUUGUUCAGAAUCUCCUGAGCAGAGUAAUGACAUGCAAUCAGCUCAACAAAGCCUGCUCUAAGGUGAUGUAAAUGAGAUGUAUUGGUUUCCUCAUUCGUGUCAUGCCAAUUUAGCAGUGGGUCUGAGUGGAGAAUGAAAAAGAAUGAUUGUAUAAAUAUCCUUCUGAUUCGUUUAAAGUGCUUUCUGAUUGUAUACAUAUCCUUCUGAUUCGUUUAAAGUGCUUUCUGUUUGAUGCUUGUAUCAGUUUGAAACAUGAAAAGUUGACAGUUUAUCUGAAAAAAUUUGUAUUGCCAGUUGAAACAAGUGUUCCCAUAA
This is a messenger RNA of Phoenix dactylifera (date palm), 1135 nucleotides long. RefSeq names its product ras-related protein RABC2a-like. NCBI's taxonomy places the organism in Eukaryota, Viridiplantae, Streptophyta, Magnoliopsida, Arecales, Arecaceae. The record is from RefSeq and is a predicted model, not a curated record. Gene Ontology annotation, molecular function: GTPase activity; GTP binding.